Molecule: messenger RNA, 447 nt
Organism: Necator americanus (New World hookworm)
Lineage: Eukaryota; Metazoa; Nematoda; Chromadorea; Rhabditida; Ancylostomatidae
Exons: 2
Coding region: 1-447 (148 amino acids)
Source: RefSeq, a predicted model, not a curated record
AUGGCGAUCUGUACUUAUAACGCACGUACGCUUGCAUCGGAAGCGACCAUCGAAGAUCUGAUAAUGCAAGCCAAGAAGAUCAAGUACGACGUCAUCGGACUGACCGAGACGAGACGACGAACAUGCGACAGUAGAGGUGUUGGUGGAGUUGGCGCCCUCGUCAACACGAGUAUGGCAAAGAACAUCGACUCUUUCGAAGAACUUACGACCCGAAUCGGACGUCUGCGGAUGAGACGAUGUGGUCCAACACCAGCUUUGACUAUCUUCGUCGCUUACGCUCCAACAUCAAGCUACGAUGAAGAAGAAGUCGAAGCUUUUUAUAUGGACCUGGAGAAGUUCUACCGAGAAGAUAAUGCCUUUUACAACGUCAUUGUUGGCGAUUUUAACGCCAAGAUUGGCCCCAGAAGAACGUCUGGGGAACUUUACAUUGCAACCAAGGGCCUAUAA